AUCUCAAUCUUGGGCACAAUGAUGAUAUUGUUCAAAGAGAUAGUGAACACAGAUGAAAAGCAAUUCUGUGGUGUAGAGAAAUGAUUAUUAACCCCAGGGCAUUUAGAAGCUAGAAAUGAUUUGGUUAUAAAAUAAAUUAUUAAAAACUUACUUUAAUCAAAUUAAAUUAGUCAGAGAGCAAAGUGAUGCCUCAAGCUAAAUGGAUAAAAGAAUGAAAAAGUGGAUGGUAAUAUAAAAGUCUAAUGUACCUUGAUGAAUGUCUGGAAGAUUAUCUCCACGAAUGAACAUUUCCCUGUCCAUUUAUCUUUUGUCCAGAUGAAUGGAUAAAAUAAUUUAACUGAGAGACUGUAUAGGAGCAGGGAAACUGAGAGUAGUGGAAGUUCAUUAACAUGAAAGAAUGCAAAGAGGAAAUUAUUAUUGUUCGUGAAUAAGUGAUUUCCUCAGGAAGAGAGCAUAAUUGUUGAAAAAGUAGUAAUUGGAAAGAAGAGUUUUUGUCUUAGGUCUUGAACAAAUUGAUACCCAUGAAUUGAAGAGUUCAAAGCUUUAAAUGUGACAAAGAGCCCAAUAGAGGCAGGUGAAAAGGAGGGCAAAUGGACUUGUCUUGCCAGCCAGAUAAGCUGAGACAACCCAGGCCAUUCAUGAAAUCUUGGUAAGUAGGAGAGGCAAGGAUAAAUAGUCUGGUGAACUAAAUGUAUUAAUGCAAUAAAUUAUGGGGCUUGAUAGUAUGUGGGGGUCUUAAAAUGUUAGGCAGAAACCAUGGAUAAAACUGUAUAUUUGUCUUCUUUACAGGAUAGUGGCCCUAGAAUCUAAGCAGGAGUUCCAGCAUGAGAGGUAAUUCCCACAACAGCUCAGGGUUUCCUCAUUUCAUCUUGACAGGACUCCCUGGGCUGGAGACCUCUCAACACUGGUCUUUUUUGCUCCUUGGUGCUCUCUAUAUUGUCUCCAUUGUGGGCAAUGCCCGUAUCCUUUUCAUUAUCAAGAAGGAGUGCAGCUUGCACCAGCCCAUGUACUACUUUCUAUCCUUGCUCUCAGCUAAUGAUCUAGGUGUGUCUUUUCCCACACUACCCACGGUUCUGGCCACAUUUUCCUUCCACUUAAGGGAGAUCAACUUUUAUUCUUUGGCCCAAAUGUUCUUUAUCCAUCUCUUUUCCUUUGUGGAGUCUGGCAUCCUGCUGGCCAUGAGCUUCGACCGCUAUGUGGCCAUCUGUAUCCCGCUGCGCUAUGCCACAGUGCUCACUGAUGCCCAUGUGGUGCAUAUGGGCAUGUCCAUUACUAUCCGCAGUUUCUGCAUGGUUUUCCCACUGCCUUUCCUUCUGAAGAGAUUACCCUUCUGCAAGGCCAAUGUCCUCUCCCAUGCCUACUGCCUGCAUCCAAAUCUGAUCUGCCAGCCCUGUGGCGACAUCACCAUCAAUUGUAUGUAUGGUCUAUUCAUCGUCAUCUUUACCUUUGGCCUGGAUUCUGCCCUCAUCCUCCUCUCCUAUGUGCUCAUACUCUGCUCUGUACUUGCCAUAGCCUCCCGGGAGGAGCGAUUAAAGACUCUUAACACCUGUGUGUCACACAUGUGUGCUGCGCUCAUCUUCUAUGUGCCCAUGGUGUGUGUGUCUAUAGCUGCUCGGUAUGGGAGGCAUGCCCCAUGGUAUGUACACACACUCAUGUCCCUUAUCUAUCUUUUUGUGCCUCUGAUGCUCAACCCUGUCAUCUAUUCCAUUAAAACCAAACAGAUUCGUCAGAGGCUUUGCAAAAUACUACUGGUAACCAGGAUUUGA
Molecule: messenger RNA, 1766 nt
Organism: Cercocebus atys (sooty mangabey)
Lineage: Eukaryota; Metazoa; Chordata; Mammalia; Primates; Cercopithecidae
Product: olfactory receptor 51I2-like
Biological process (GO): G protein-coupled receptor signaling pathway
Cellular component (GO): membrane
Molecular function (GO): olfactory receptor activity; G protein-coupled receptor activity
Source: RefSeq, a predicted model, not a curated record